Cryptococcus amylolentus CBS 6039 is the source of this 3029-nucleotide messenger RNA. RefSeq lists its product as hypothetical. Lineage: Eukaryota; Fungi; Basidiomycota; Tremellomycetes; Tremellales; Cryptococcaceae. Bases 66 to 2486 code for a protein of 806 amino acids. The transcript is spliced from 3 exons. Gene Ontology annotation, molecular function: protein-folding chaperone binding. The record is from RefSeq and is a predicted model, not a curated record.
UAAAGGGUCCCAUUUCUAUCUCCAUUUCCUGUUCCCUCCAACUACUACUUUAUUACAUCCUCAUCAUGGCUUACUACUACCCAGCCCCCUACUACUACGGCUACCCAGCCCCCUCCCCCGUCACCAUUCACACCGCCCCCUCGCCCCCUCCUUUCUUUGCUCCGCCGACUGCCCCUCCUCACCAUGCUGCCCACCAGCAGGCCUUCCCACCUCACCACUAUCAGCCUUCCUUUGUAGCUCCUCCUUCUGGCCACCACCCCGCCACUGCGGGACCUAGUCUCGACGAGGAAGAGGCAGCUGCCUUGACUCACCUCCAGGCUAUCAAGCGACGCCGCCAGGAGCUUGAGGCUUCUCGAGCUCACGAGGCUGCCUCUGCUGCUCGCGCUCAAGCUCAGAAGGAGGCCGAGGUUCAGGCACUGAUCAGCAAGGAGCUCGCCAAGCAGCAAGCAUUGCGCGCUCGAUAUGAAGAGGAGGAGUUGAGGAAGAGACAGUACAGAGAGGCUAUUCAGAGGCAGAGGCAAGAGCUCAAGGCUGCUCGUGCGGCUGAACGUCAGAAGGCUGCCCAGUAUCAGACCAGGUCCAGGGAUCUUGCACCCAACUCGGCCUUUGGCCACGAUGAUGUCAGCAACGUACUCGGAUCUCUCUUUGGUAUCAAGCCUGCCCAAGAGCCCCAGUAUGACAACUGCUUUGCUCCCAGGUCUUCCGCCAACUCUCUCGAGGCCCGCUCCAGCUCUGCUGCUCGUGCCUGUGCUUCUGCUGGACAAGGUCGCGAGCAAAAGUCCCAGCAGCCAAAGUCUGAGCACGACGUAUUCAGUUUGACUGAUCUUCUUCGCUCUAUCGGCCUUAUUGAAGAUGACGUGUCCGGUCCCACUUGUUCUGAACAGUGUACCAAUUCACAAGCUCCUACGGCUUCUUCCACCCCAUCUGCGACCACCAGCUCUGCUCAGCGCCCCUCUCAGAGUGGACUCCCCGCUGAGGUCAACGACAUACUUCACCGAUACCUCGGUCUUCACAUCGACCCCGUGGCUUCUCAAGACUCUGCUCCUUCUGUGAAGAAUGCAAAAGGCAACGGCGUUCCCGCAGGCCUUAACGAGCUCCUGUCUCAGUUUGGCUUGGUCUUUGAGCCCGAAACGGAGACCGAAACCAAGCCGGGUCCUAGCCACUCUGCUCAACCGGACAACGCCGCACAUCCCAGCGCUGUCGACUCUGCUACUCAGUCCAAGCCCACUGCACCCCAGACCGCUCCCUCUCCCCAGCCGCCCAAGCUGGCUACUCCUUUCACCUCCUUGCUCGGAGAAUUUACCAAUGUCCACCCUGCUGUUGCCGACAUACUCAGGAAUGUCGAGGUUGCUGUGACCGAGGAGGUCAAGCAGAGAACUCGAGCGGGCAAGGCAGGAUGCACCGGGCCAUGCGACCAGCAGUGUGCUAGUGGAUGCCAGAAGGCUUCGGGACAGGCCAAGGGCAAGGGCGUUGCAGAAGGUGAAAAGAACCCUGUCUUGAGGGAGGCUGAGCCAGAACCCGCCGCCAACCCCACAACUUCCCUCUCUACCCUCGACGACAUCCAGCACCAAUUCGAGUCUCUCCGGGCCAACUUUACCUUCCCCGAGUACCUCUCGUUUGCCCGAGACUCUCGUGGCUCACACUCUCCUCCUCUCCUCUUCAACCGCAUCAACUCUGCAUACCACGCCCAGGUCAACGCGCUCCUGCAGCUCCUACUUCAAACCGACUCCAUCAACUCUGGUGGCGAGAAGGCAGUAAGGCAGAAGCGCAAGGAGGUUGUCAAGAAGGUCGAAGACGAGAUUGAGAGGCUCGAACAGUUGCGAGACGACCUGUGGGAAGAUGUCAAGGAGAGGCGAGAGAGGGGCGAGGAGAGUGAGCCCGAUGCCGAUCAGGAAAGGUCUUGGAGCGACACUGAUUCGGUAAAGAACGAGGUCACUGUUGGGGAGGGAGAGACGAUUGUCGAGCCUGAGCAGACUGAAGCUUCUGGUGAGACUGAAGGAUAUGAGGUGGUCGACAACCAAGCCCAGGACGCUACCCCUGCUGAAGCCACUGUCCCUACCGACGCCCCUGCCCCCGCCGAAGACUCUACCCCUGCCGAAGACUCAGUCCCUACCGAAACCCCCAUUCCUGCCUCUGCCUCUGCCCCUACCGAAGACCGUGAGCAACCUCAGAGUCCUUCCUAUGCCGAUGCUGCUAAGCACGCUCUUGAGCAAUCCCAAGAGCCUUCCGCUCAGACGCCUAUCCCCGAGUCUGCCCCCGAGUCCUCUGCUAUCGAGCCCCAGGCCGAGGCUGUGCCGGCAGAGCAAGACGCUGCGUCAGCCCCUCAGCAAGUCGAUGCUUCUCCCUUGCCCUCUGCAAGCCACCAUCCAGUCACCGUUGAGGACGCAGAGGAUGAGAAUGAGGACAGGAAGCAGAAGCGGGACAGGAAGAUCAAGCGACAGGCGAGGCGAGCGGGGAGUGAUGCAGAGGAUUACGAGAUACUUUAAUGAUUUGCGUCAAGAUUGGUCGUGAUAUCUAGUGAAAGAAUAUCUGUCUUUUAUAGUUCCAAAGGAUCCUCCAUUCAGUAGUGUAGUAUACGUACCAGUAGACUUUGUACACGUAAAGUUCGUAUGAAUGUUGCAAACUAAUCAUCGAAAGCACGAUGGGUGAUGAUACGAUGAUGCAACAAAUCGAUUGGUCAUGAUAAUCACUCAACUUCCUUCUUGACGACAUUGCGACCAAGUCCCUCUCCGCCGCCUUCCGCCAGCCUUCGUUUUAUCUGUUCCUUUUCUUCUGCAGUCAAGGACCUCCUUGCCUUCCUUCUCUUUCGAGUUGUGGCGGACGCCAUGGAAGGAGGCUCUGUUAGCCUUUCACGCGGCUCUUCCUUGACUUUGACUCGCUCUGGCAUUAUCGAAGGGCCGGCAGGGGGGGCAAUGGAUGGCUGAGGCGUGGAUAUGGACGGUGGGGAGAUGGGCUCUGAUUUGACAAUGGGUUGUAUUCUCUCUUUGAUCUCUAGACCCGGUUCAGCCUCGACCUUUACAGCCUUUGGC